AUGAGGGGACCCGCCAGCCCGUCAGGGAAGAUUUCCUUCCUCAAAACCCUCGUCGUCGUCGCGCUCGCCCAGUCUGCUGUCGCGGCCGUCGUUGACCCAGCUGUCCUGGAUGCGUGCCCAGGAUAUAGUGCUACGAAUGUAACGACCAGCCGCAAUGGUUUGACAGCACAACUCGUCCUGCGUGGGCCUGCGUGCAAUGUCUUUGGGAAUGACACGGAGAGGCUGUCUCUCAGUGUUGUUUAUGAAACAAGGAACAGAAUCCACCUCAAAAUCACGGACGCCUCGCAAGCUCGCUACGAAGUCCCUGAAUCCGUCUUUCCUCGCCCUCAAGCUCAAUCAGUGCCUUCGAGGUCGUCCAACAUCCAAUUCAACUACACCGCAUCUCCUUUCUCCUUCUCAAUCUACCGUACAUCUACCCGCGAAGUCCUGUUCUCCACGUCUUCGCAUCCGAUCAUUUUCGAGCCCCAGUACCUACGUGUCAAGACCCGGCUUCCAGCCAACGCGAACGUCUACGGGCUCGGCGAGCACACGAACCCAUUCCACCUGCCGACGGACAACACGACCUUGACGCUGUGGUCGCGAGACGCGUACGGGAUCCCCACCAGCACGAAUUUGUACGGCAAUCACCCUGUCUACUUCGAACAUCGCACCACCGGCACUCAUGGCGUGCUCUUACUCAACUCGAACGGCAUGGACGUGAAGCUUAGCAGUGGUGAACCGGGCGGGCCAGCUUUGGAGUACAACGUUAUCGGAGGCGUUCUCGACUUCUACUUCUUCGCUGGGAGCGAGAACGACCCGACCCAGGUGGCGAGACAGUACGCUGAAGUAGCCGGUCUGCCGGCGGAGGUUCCUUACUGGGGCUUUGGCUUUCACCAGUGCCGAUUCGGGUACAAAGAUUUCGUCGACGUAGCAAGCGUCGUUUCCAGAUACGCGGCCGCUGGUAUUCCACUGGAGACGAUGUGGACGGAUAUCGAUUACAUGGAUCGACGGAGGAUCUUCACCCUCGAUCCCGACUACUUCCCACUUCCGAGGAUGCGCGAAAUCGUUCAAUACCUGCACAAUCAUGACCAGAAAUACAUCGUCAUGACUGACCCGGCGGUGCCGUACCUGCCCGACGAAGGCUACACGCCCUACGACCACGGCAAAGAGCUGGAUAUUUGGUUGAAGGCUGCGAACGGUAGCGAAAGUUUAGGAGUGGUCUGGCCUGGUGUUACUGUCUUUCCUGAUUGGUUCCACCCUAAUAUCCAACAAUACUGGACCGACGAGUUUCUCUCGUUCUACAGCCCAGAGACAGGAAUCGACAUCGACGGUGUUUGGAUAGACAUGAAUGAGCCAGCCAACUUCUGCAACCUGCCCUGCGACAAUCCGUUCGAACAAGCCAUCGAGCAGAACAUGCCGCCUCCUCGUACUACGCUCCCGCCGGACCCGAAUGCGCCGAUUUUCGUCAACGCGACCUCCUCGAGCUCGAGUGAGCUGAAGAAACGAGAGGAUCUGUUGAACCCUCCGUACGCGAUCAACAACGCCGCUGGGCCGAUCUCGAGCAAGACAGCCUUCACGGAUAUCAUCCACGCGAACGGCCUCUCCGAAUACAACACGCACAACCUCUACGGCACCAUGAUGUCCGUCGCCACCCGGGACGCGAUGCUCGCGCGCCGGCCAGGCAAACGCACGCUUGUCAUCACCCGCUCGACGUUCGCUGGGGCCGGGGCCCACGUCGGCAAGUGGUUAGGCGAUAAUUUGAGCCUGUGGGAUCAUUAUCGAUUCUCGAUUGCGGGUAUGCUGGCGUUUGCGAGUAUCUAUCAGGUUCCGAUGGUUGGCAGUGAUAUUUGUGGUUUUGGUGGAGACACGACAGAAAAUAUUUGUGCACGAUGGGCCUCACUCGGCGCUUUCUAUCCGUUCAUGCGUAACCACAACCAAGAUAAUGCCAUCAGCCAGGAGUUCUACCUCUGGCCAUCGGUCGAACAGGCAGCCAAGAACGCGAUAGACAUUCGCUACCGUCUCCUGGACUAUAUCUACACCGCCUUCCACCAGGCCCACAUCGACGGCACGCCGAUCCUCCAUCCCGUGUGGUUCAAAUACCCAAAAGACGCCAACACGUUCGCGAUCGAGCACCAGUUCUUCUACGGCGACUCCAUCCUCGUCUCGCCUGUCACCGACGAGGGUGCGACCUCUGUGUCUAUCUACCUCCCGCGCGAUAUCUUCUACGAUUUCACCACGCUCGCGCCAAUCCAAGGCACUGGUUCCUCCGUCACACUCACCGAUGUGGACUUUACAAAGAUCCCUGUGCACAUCAAGGGGGGUGCUGUGCUGCCUCUGCGCGUGAGCUCGGCGAUGACGACUAAGCUCCUCCGGCAAACGGACUUCGAAUUCGUCAUUGCCCCCGAUGCACGGGGCACAGCGUCUGGAAGCCUGUACAUCGAUGACGGCGAGAAUCUCGUGCAGCGCGGGACGACGGAGGUGGGGAUGACGUUCCGUGGUGGACGGUUGACGGUGUCUGUGCGGUUUGGAUAUGCAACUGGCGUCAAGGUUGCGAGGGUUAGGUUCUUAGGCGUUGCCAGGAGCCCAAGGAGGGUGCUUGUGGAUGGGAGGGCUGUGGAACGUUCAGCGGUGGUGUAUGAUCAGGGCACGAAGGUGCUGGAUGUUACGAUUGGGGUGCCGUUCAAGAAAGGAUUCAGUGUAGAGCUGCAGAAUUGA
Cyclocybe aegerita is the source of this 2694-nucleotide messenger RNA. NCBI's taxonomy places the organism in Eukaryota, Fungi, Basidiomycota, Agaricomycetes, Agaricales, Hemipholiotaceae. The record is from the annotation of a GenBank genome assembly.